Diaporthe batatas is the source of this 723-nucleotide messenger RNA. RefSeq lists its product as uncharacterized. Bases 1 to 723 code for a protein of 240 amino acids. The transcript is spliced from 3 exons. Lineage: Eukaryota; Fungi; Ascomycota; Sordariomycetes; Diaporthales; Diaporthaceae. The record is from RefSeq and is a predicted model, not a curated record.
AUGAGAUUCACAACGACUACCUCGCUGUCGGUUCUAGCAUUCUCAGCGUCUACUCAGGCGCAAGAUGACGUGAAUGCCGCUGCCGGUCUACAGGAGGCCACGUUCUGGAGUCGAUGUCCAGACAAAGACGGCUUCAAUCUAGGUGACGGCUUCCAUGAUUGCGAUUGCUCACGCGAUGGCAAGCCAUGGUGGGACUGGUUCGGCAAGAACACCUGCACGGUCGUUGUCACUCAGACCGUCGGUAUACCAGCCACCGUCCCUGGAAUACCGGUACCAAAUCCCGUCACGCCCGGGUGUGAUCAGAAUGGCCACUGCACAGUAACCGUCACGCAGACAACGUUCGGUAACCCAACAACAACAUUCGGACAACCUGGAUUCUCCACCCAAACCACCAGCAUAUUCUCAUCCGUGCUCUCGUCCGCCUCCUCGAGCAUCUCUUCCAUCGAGUCCCAGGCCAGCUCACGGAUCUCGUCGGUCUACUCCGAGGCCAGCUCGGAGAUCAGCAGGCUCACAUCAGAACUCGCGACCGCGACGGGGUCCGAUCGCUCGAGCAUCACUUCAGAGAUCGGGCGGCUGACCAGCUCCGCCGCGUCGAGGGCCAGUUCCAUCAGCAGCCAGGCGCGCACCUCGAUCUUCCGAACGGGAGCGGCUGCUCCUUUGCAGACGGCUGGUGUGGCUAUGGGCGCAUUCUUCGGAGGGGUCGCUAUGCUGGCGAAUUUCUAA